Messenger RNA from Lethenteron reissneri (Far Eastern brook lamprey), 11673 nucleotides. Its product is annotated as cadherin EGF LAG seven-pass G-type receptor 2-like. NCBI's taxonomy places the organism in Eukaryota, Metazoa, Chordata, Hyperoartia, Petromyzontiformes, Petromyzontidae. Gene Ontology annotation, cellular component: plasma membrane. Gene Ontology annotation, molecular function: calcium ion binding; G protein-coupled receptor activity. The record is from RefSeq and is a predicted model, not a curated record. Gene Ontology annotation, biological process: homophilic cell-cell adhesion; G protein-coupled receptor signaling pathway; cell surface receptor signaling pathway.
GGAGCGGAGCGGAGAGAUCCGCGGCGAGAGAACAGAGAGAGGGAGAGAGAGGAGGGGAGGGGAGAGGGAGGAGAGAGGCAGGCGAGAGGGAGACACGAUACGAGGGACAGGGCGCGAGAGAGAACGACGAAGGACGCGAGUAGAAGGACGAGGAGGGAACGAGGAGGAGAGAGAGGAACGAGAGGAGACGCCGCCGGGUGACCGCGCUCCCCCCGCGCUGCUGCUGCUGCUGCGCUCGCUGCCAUGGCGAGCAGCGGGGGGCGGUAGCGAUGGAGGCGGACGUGGAGGUGCAGGAGGGAUCCGUGCGGCGCUAGCGGCCACCUCGCCCCCGCAGACAUGGAUGCUCUGGUUCUCGCCUGGACUCUGGCGUUCUCGCUCUGCGCUCCGCUCUCUUUGUUAGCCUCCUCCUCAUCCUCAUCCUCCCCGGGGCCGGGCUGGCGCGACGCGGCCAGCGGAAAGGAGGCGAUGGCGCCGCGCUGCGCCCUGCCGCCCGACGGUGCCCCCCUGCUCGUUUACGUGCGCGCCCUGCUGCCCCCGAGGACUGCCCCCCCCGGCGCCGCCAACCGCACCGCGCGCCCGCACGGCCGCGGCUGCGCGCAAGCGAGGACCCCCCUCGCGCACCCCGGCUCCCUCGGGACGGUCCCCUUGGUCGUGCGCGCGUCCGCGCCGCCCUGCGUGGCGCGGGGCCGCCGCUUGCUGAGCCUGAGGGCCGCCCCCUACUCGCCGCAGGGGGAGCCCCCCCCUGGCUCGCCGUCCGAGGGGCCCCCCUGCGAGGCGAGGCGCGUGUCCGGGGACUCGCGCCUCGCCGUGGACGCGGCUAGGGGGGCCGUGUUCGCGCGCCGCGCCCUGUGCCGCGGGACCGCGCGGAUCCUGCUUCACGCGCUCUGCCCGGGGCCCCCCGCGGUCCCGGGGUCCCUGGCUUCCCCGGAGUCGGCCCCCGGCUCCCGCGGCGGGGCGCUGCGCCGCCUCCCCGUGCUGCUCUCCCUGCGCGUGGCCGCGCCGUCUCCCGGCGCCGGCGGGGACGGCGAGGCCGAGCCGGAGCGGCCGGCGCCGCCGCCUCCGCGGAGGAGGAGACGGCGGAGGAGACGCGCCCGGGCGGCCAACAGCUACCCGCGCUUCCCGCGGAGUUCGUACGACGUGGUGAUGGCCGAGAACCAGCCGCCGGGCACCGCGGUGGUGACGCUGGCGGCCAAGGACCCGGACGAGGGCGACGCGGGCCGCUUGGAGUACUCGAUGACGGCGCUGGUGGACAGCCGGUCGGGGGACCUCUUCUCCAUCGACAACGCCACGGGCGCCGUGGUGACGACGCGCGCCCUGGACCGCGAGAGCAUGGCGCAGCACCAGUUCCGCGUGACGGCGGCCGACUGGGGCUCGCCGCGACGCACGGCCACGUGCGUGCUCACGGUGCGCGUGGCCGACAUGAACGACCACGCGCCCGUGUUCGAGCAGAGCGUCUACCGCGACACGAUCCGCGAGAACGUGGAGGAGGGCUACCCGGUGCUGCAGCUGCGCGCCACGGACGGCGACUCUGCGGACAACGCAAACAUCCUCUACCGCAUCGUGCGCGGCGACCAGAGCGUGUUCGAGAUGGACACGCGCUCGGGCAUGCUCACCACCAAGGGCGUGGUGGACCGCGAGCGCGAGGAGCGCUACACGCUCGUGGUGGAGGCCAACGACCAGGGCAAGGACCCGGGCCCGCGCAGCGCCACGGUCACCGUGGUGAUCGGCGUGCUGGACGAGAACGACAACUACCCGCAGUUCGGCGAGAAGCGCUACUCGGCGGAGGUGCGCGAGGACGUGAGGCCGCACAGCUCGGUGCUCGCGGUGGCGGCGACGGACGCGGACAAGGACAACAACGCGCAGGUGCAGUUCAGCAUCAUCAGCGGCAACAGCCGCGGCCACUUCUCCAUGGACGCAAUCAGCGGCGUGGUGGAGGUCAUUUCGACGCUCGACUACGAGCUGGAGCGCGAGUACACGCUGUGGGUGCGCGCCCAGGACAGCGGGCGGCCCACGCUCUCCAACAACUCGGGCAUCGUGACCGUGCACGUGGUGGACGUGAACGACAACGCGCCCAUCUUCCUGAGCACGCCAUUCCAGACGUCGGUGCUCGAGAACGCGGCUCUCGGCCACUCGGUGCUGCACAUCCAGGCCGUGGACGCCGACGCGGGCGAGAACUCGCGCCUCACCUACAGCCUCUCGAACCUGCCCGCCGCCUUCCCCUUCGCCAUCAACAACGGCACCGGCUGGAUCACCGUCGCCUCGGAGCUGGACCGCGAGGCCGUGGACCGCUACGAGUUCACGGUGGAGGCGCGCGACCACGGCUCUCCCAGCCUCAGCGCCUCGGCCAGCGUGAGCAUCACGGUGAUAGACGUGAACGACAACAAGCCCGAGUUCACGCACAAAACCUAUCACGUGCGUCUCAACGAGGACGCGGCGGUGAGCACCAGCGUGCUCACCGUCACGGCCACCGACCGCGACAGCAACAGCGUCAUCUCGUACCAGAUCUCGAGCGGCAACACGCGCAGCCGCUUCGCCAUGACGAGCCAGAGCGGAGGUGGCCUCGUCACCGUGGCGCUGCCGCUCGACUACAAGCAGGAGCGGAGAUACGUGCUCACCAUCACCGCGUCGGACGGCACGCUCGCCGACACGGCGCAGGUGUUCGUGAACAUCACGGACGCGAACACGCACCGGCCCGUGUUCCAGAGCUCGCACUACUCGGUGAGCGUGCACGAGGACCGCCCCGUCGGCAGCACCGUGGUGGUCAUCAGCGCCACGGACGAGGACAUGGGCGAGAACGCGCGCAUCACCUACUUCAUGGAGGACAACGUCCCGCAGUUCCGCAUCGAGCCCAACAGCGGGGCCAUCACCACGCUGGUGGAGCUCGACUACGAAGACCGCCCUACCUACACGCUCGCCAUCACCGCCAAGGACAACGGCAUCCCGCAGAAGUCCGACACCACCUACGUGGAGAUCAUGGUGAGCGACGUCAACGACAACGCGCCCAAGUUCCUGCGCGACCACUACCGGGGCUCGGUGCUGGAGGACGCGCCGCCCUUCUCCAGCGUGCUCACCGUGUCGGCCACGGACCGCGACUCGGGCCUCAACGGCCGCGUGCAGUACACGUUCCAGGGCGGCGAGGACGGCGACGGCGACUUCACCGUCGAGUCGACGUCGGGCCUCGUGCGCACCGUGCGCCGUCUCGACCGCGAGAACGUCGCCGUGUACAACCUGCGCGCCUUCGCCGUCGACCGCGGCUCGCCGCCGCUCAGGACGGCCGUGGACGUCGUCGUGACGGUGCUGGACGUCAACGACAACCCGCCCAUCUUCGAGCUCGACGAGAUCCCCAUCUACGUGAAGGAGAACAGCCCCGUGGGCUCCGUGGUGGGGCACGUGACGGCGCGCGACCCCGACGAGGGCCCCAACGCGCAGGUCAUGUACCAGAUCAUCGAGGGCAACAUCCCCGAGGUCUUCCAGCUGGACAUCUUCUCCGGCGAGCUCACGGUGCUCACCGACCUCGACUACGAGGCGCGCUCCGAGUUCGUGAUCGUGGUGCAGGCGACGUCGGCGCCGCUCGUGAGCCGCGCCACCGUGCGCAUCCACGUGGAGGACCAGAACGACAACAGCCCCAGCCUCAGCAACUUCGAGAUCCUCUUCAACAACUACGUGACCAACAAGUCCAACAGCUUCCCCGUGGGCGUGAUCGGCCGCGUGCCCGCGCACGACCCCGACGUGUCCGACCGCCUCACCUACGCCUUCGAGCGGGGCAACGAGUUCAACCUCCUGGUGCUGAACCGCUCGACGGGCGAACUGCGCCUGAGCAGCAAGCUCGACAACAACCGGCGCCUCGUGGCCGUCAUGCGCGUCAGCGUCACAGACGGCGUGCACAGCGUGAGCGCGCAGUGUGUGCUGCGCGUCGCCAUCAUCACAGACGACAUGCUCACUAACAGCAUCACCGUGCGGCUGGAGAACAUGUCGCAGGAGCGCUUCCUCUCGCCACUGCUCAGCCUUUUCCUGGACGGCGUGUCGGCCGUGCUGUCCACGCCCAAGGACGACAUCUUCGUGUUCAACGUGCAGAACGACACGGACGUGCGCGCCACGCGCAUCCUCAACGUCAGCUUCUCGGCGCUGCUGCCGGGCGGCGGGCACGGCCAGUACUUCUCGUCGGAGGAGCUGCAGGAGCAGGUGUACCUCAACCGCUCGCUGCUCGCGCGCAUCCUCGACCAGCGCGUGCUGCCCUUCGACGACAACAUCUGCCUGCGCGAGCCGUGUGAGAACUACAUGAAGUGCGUGUCGGUGCAGCGCUUCGACAGCUCGGCGCCGUUCAUCUCGUCCAGCACCGUGCUGUUCCGCCCCAUCCACCCGGUGCACGGCCUGCGCUGCCGCUGCCCGCCGGGCUUUACCGGCGACUACUGCGAGACCGAGAUCAACCUGUGCUACUCCAACCCCUGCGGCAGCAACGGCAGCUGCCUGCGGCGGGAGGGCGGCUACACUUGCGUGUGCCAGGACGACUACACGGGUGAGCGAGCCGUUGGCGAUGAUCUGCCGGGCGAGCACUGCGAAGUGAACGUGCGCUCCGGCCGCUGCGUUCCCGGCGUGUGCCGGAACGGCGGAACCUGCGUGAACCUCCUGGCCGGCGGCUUCAAGUGCGAGUGCCCGUCCGGCGGCUACGAGUGGCCGUACUGCGAGGUGACGGCGCGCAGCUUCCCACCCCAGUCCUUCGUCACGUUCCGCGGCCUGCGCCAGCGCUUCCGCAUGACCGUCACCCUCACGUUCGCCACCAAGGAGCGGAGCGGCCUGCUGCUCUACAACGGCCGCUUCAACGAGAAGCAUGACUUCAUGGCGCUCGAGAUCGUGGACGAGCAGAUCCAGCUCACCUUCUCUGCAGGGGAGAAGUCGACGCUGGUGACGCCGUACGUGCCGGGAGGCGUGAGCGACGGCCAGUGGCACACGGUGCAGGUGCACUACUACAAUCGGCCGAACAUGGGCCAGGCGGGGCUGGUGCGGGGCCCGUCGGAGGAGAAGGUGGCCGUCGUGUCGGUGGACGACUGCGACACCUCCGUCGCCGUCAAGUUCGGCUCCGUCAUCGGAAACUACUCGUGCGCCGCCCAGGGACGGCAGACCGGCUCCAAGAAAUCCCUGGACCUGACGGGGCCGCUGCUGCUGGGCGGGGUGCCCAACCUGCCCGAGGAGUUCCCCGUGCGGAGCCGCCAGUUUGUCGGCUGCAUGCGCGACCUGCAGGUCGACAGCCGGCGCGUCGACAUGGCCGGCUUCAUCGCCAACAACGGCACGCUGCCCGGCUGCUCCGCCAAGAAGGACUUCUGCGUGGGGGACCCAUGCGGCAACGGCGGCACCUGCGCCAACCGCUGGGAGUCCUACAGCUGCGAGUGCCGCCUCGGCUUCGGCGGCAAGAACUGCAGCCAAGUGAUGAGCAGCCCGCUGCGGUUCCUGGGCAACAGCCGCGUGUCGUGGGAGCUGCGGCCUGAUGUGGCGAUCUCGUCGCCGUGGUUCAUCGGCCUCAUGUUCCGCACGCGGCAGAGCAACGCCACUCUGCUGCAUGCCAGCGCCGGCCAGUACACCUCUAUCAGCCUGCAGGUGGAGGACGGCACGCUGGUGCUGGGGGUCCAGCGUGGCAGCGGCCGCUCGGAGCUGCUGCACCUCGGCACCGUGACGGUCAACGACGGCGACUGGCACAGCCUGCAGGUGGAGCUGCGGGACGAGCGGCGCGGCAAGGAAGUGCGCCACGUGGGGGUGCUGUCGCUCGACCACGGCCUCUACCAGAACUCGGGGGAGCUGGGUGGGGGUCUCCACGGCCUCAAGCUCAAGUCCGUGCACGUAGGGGGGCUGCUCGGCGCGGCGGGGGGCGACAGCGUCCAGCAUGGCUUCCGGGGCUGCAUGCAGGGUGUGCGCAUGGGCGACACGCUGUUCGGCACGGUGCUGCCGAGCCUGGCGGAGCCGCAGGGGGCGGCGGUGGGCGCCACCUCGGCCGUGCGCCGGGUGAGGGUGGAGAGCGGCUGCUCGCUGCCCGACCCCUGCGACUCGAGCCCCUGCCCCCCCAACAGCUACUGCAACGACGACUGGGACAGCUUCUCCUGCGUGUGCGAGCCGGGCUACUACGGGCAGUCGUGCACGGACGCUUGCAGCCUCAACCCGUGUGAGAACCAGUCGAGCUGCCGGCGCAAGCCCAGCUCGUCACACGGCUACACCUGCGAGUGCGGGGAUGGCUUCUUCGGGCAGUACUGCGAGUCCAGGGCCGACCAGCCGUGCCCCAAGGGCUGGUGGGGAAAUAAAAUCUGCGGGCCGUGCAACUGCGACUCGAGUCGCGGCUUCGACUCGGACUGCAACAAGAGCACGGGGCAGUGCAGCUGCAUGGCAAACCACUACCGCCCCAACGGCAGCGAGAGCUGCUUCCCGUGCAAGUGCUACGUGACGGGGGCGCUGUCGCGCACGUGCGACGGGGAGACGGGGCAGUGCCCAUGCAAGCCAGGGGUCGUCGGACAGCAGUGCGACCUCUGCGACAACCCCUUCGCGGAGGUCGCCGCGUCCGGAUGCGAGGUUUACUACGACGGGUGCCCAAGGGCCAUGGCUGCGGACAUCUGGUGGCCACGCACCAAGUUCGGGCUCCCGGCGGCCGUGCCCUGCCCCAAGGACUCCUUCGACAAGAGGCCGAUAGGCACGGCGGUGCGGCACUGCGACGACGACAAGGGCUGGCUGCCGCCGAACCUCUACAACUGCACGUCCGUCACCUACACCGCCCUCAAGGAGACGCUGGAGCGACUGGAGCGGAACGAGACGCGCAUGAUCCCCGAGCUGUCGCGCCGGCUCGCGCACCAGCUGCACAACGCCACGCGCCACACGGCGCGCCCCUUCGGCAGCGACGUGCGCGUCGCGUACCAGCUGGCGGCGCGCGUCCUCACCUUCGAGAGCGACCAGAAUGGCUUCAACCUCUCCGCCACGCAGGACACGCUCUUCACUGAGAACAUGGUCCACACGGGCAGUGCACUGCUGGAGCCGCGGCACCGCGAGCUCUGGGAGCAGCUGCAGCGGGCGGAGGGCGGCACGGCGCGCCUGCUGCGCCUCUACGAGGAGUACGCGCAGGCGCUGGCGCGCAACAUGAUGACCAUCUACCUCAAACCAUUCGCCAUCGUCACGCCCAACCUCGUGCUGAGCGUGGAACGGGUGGACAAGCACAACUUCACAGGCGACAAGUUCCCGCGCUACCACGCGGCGUUCUUCCGCGGACACACGCCCUGGGACACGCAGACGCGCGCCCUGGUGCCCGAGUCCAUCUUCCUCCCGCCCGUCAAACCCUCGGAGCGGCUCGGCUCGCAGCGCGGGGGCGGCGCCAACCGCAAGACGGCAGGGGUGGCGCCACGGCCCUCUCCGACGCCCGGCCCGGAUGACGAGGUCGACGCGACGGCUCCACCCGGGGCUCCCGCCGCCGACGGCGCAGGCGGCGCCGUGGCAGCCGCGUCGCCGGCAGAGGUGGCGCGCCGGCGCCGGCACCAGCAGGAAGAUGCGCCGCACGCCGUGCUCGCCACGCUCGUCUUCCGCUCGCUGGGGGAACUGCUGCCUCAGCACUACGACUCGGACCGGCGCAGCUUGCGGCUGCCCAAGCGACCGGUGAUCAACGCGCCGGUGCUGAGCGUGACGGUGUUCAGCGAGACGGAGCUGAGCCGCCACUCGCUCGAGCCGCCGGUGCUGCUCGAGUUCCGACUGCAGGAGACGCACAACCGCAGCAAGCCCAUCUGUGUGUUCUGGAACCACUCCAUCCCGGUGAGUGGCGAGGGCGGGUGGUCGGCGCGGGGCUGCGAGCUGCACAGCAGGAACAGCACCCACAUCACCUGCCGGUGCAACCACAUGUCCAGCUACGCCCUGCUCAUGGACAUGUCCAACAGAGAGCUGGAGAACGAGUGGAUGCUGACGGUGGUGACGUACGCGGCGGUGAGCGUGUCGCUGCUCUUCCUGCUCGUCGCGUUCCUCGUGCUGCUCUGCCUGCGCUCGCUCCGCUCCAACCGCUGCACCAUCCACAAGAACCUCAUCGUCGCCAUCUUCUUCUCCGAGCUCAUCUUCCUCAUUGGCAUCAACCAGACCGAGAACCAGUUUGCGUGCACGGUGAUCGCCAUCCUGCUGCACUACUUCUUCAUGUGCACGUUUGCGUGGAUGUUCGUCGAGGGCCUGCACGUCUACCGCAUGCUCACCGAGAUGCGCAACAUCAACCACGGCCACAUGCGCUUCUACUACUCCACGGGCUGGGGCGUCCCCGCCGUCAUCACCGGCCUGGCUGUGGGCCUGGACCCCGAGGGCUACGGGAACCCCGACUUCUGCUGGCUCUCCGUGCACGACACCCUCAUCUGGAGCUUCGCUGGGCCCGUCUGCUUCGUCGCGCUGAUGAACAUCAUCAUCUUCAUCAUGGCCGCCCGCGAGUCGUGUGCAGCCUCUAGGCGAGGCCUCAAGAACCCCUACACUAUGGCCGACCUGCGCACGGCCUUCCUGCUGCUGCUGCUUGUCAGCACGACGUGGCUGCUCGGGCUGCUCGCCGUCAACAACCACCUCAUCAUCUUCCACUACCUCUUCGCCAUCUUCAACAGCCUGCAGGGUUUCUUCAUUCUGCUGUUCCACUGCAUCCUGGACCCCGAGGUGCGCGAGGCGUGGCGCUUCUCCUGCUUCGGCAAGAAGCGCCAGGGAGACGACACGGGCAUCACCACCAAGACCUCGCUGCUCUCGCGCUCGCUCGCCUACAACAACGCGUCGGCGUACGAGGACGGAACUCCGCACCGCAUCAACAUCGGCACCUCCACCGUGUCCUCCGUCAGCACCGGGCGCUCCGCCAAGAGCUUUACCAGCCACAGGGACGAUCUGAAGCACAGCGCGCCGGGGGCCCAGGCCGGCGCCACGGAGUUUGACUCGUCGCUGUUCCACAACCUCAAGGGCGACCAGGACGAGCCGGACUCGGACUCGGACAGCGAGCUGUCGCUGGACGAGGAGCACAGCAUCUCACUGGCGUCGACGCACUCGUCGGACAGUGAGGAGGAGGAGGAGGAGGACGGGAGGGGCUACGGCGGCGAGCGCGCCUGGGACACGACGCCGGCGCCGGCGCACAACAGCAGCAAGGGCAACGGGGAGAAGCUCGUGCACAGCACGCCCAAGGUGGAGUACGAGUUGGGCCGCGUGAAGCCGUACUGGCCGGGCGAGUUCGUGACAACGGCGAGUGAGAGCGAGGGACCCGCGGGCGGAGGAGGCACGGGCGAGCGUCUCCGCAUCGAGACCAAGGUGAACAUCGAGCCGCACCCCGAGGGCUCGGUGCCGGAUGGCCUCAAGCUCAACGGGGACGGCGUGGUGGGGGGGGCACGCGACGCCGCACCCACGCCCGUUCCCGCACAAACGGAGAUCCGCAAAGGAAUCCUGAAGAACCGAGUGCCGUACCCCACGCACCCCUCGGCGGAGCGACGCACCGAGGGCCUCAAUGCCAUCAACCGCAUCCACACGGAGCUGGCCGGCUCUCGGCACGGGGGCGGCGGGCGCACGCGGGCGCCCUCUGCGGGCUCCAGCGAGGGCAGCCGCACGGGCACCGGCUGCUCUUCCUCAAAGUUCUCGAGCCGGCAGUCGUCACGCGAACGUCUCAACGGCAUCAACCGCAUCCCCAUGAGCGUCACCGGCGGCAGCGCUGGGAACACCGCGGCAGCCACGGGCGCCGGGGCCGGCCACCCCAAUGCCGGCCAGCCCGAUGACUCUUCCGACUCGGAUGGCAGCAAUGAGACCUCCAUCUGAGCAGGCGCCCGGACCGUGGCGGCACCAUCGCUUCCUGUGAUGUCAUUGCCUGCGCCGCCCACCCCCCCACCACUACCACGCGCGCCCUCCCCUGGCCUGGCGCGUGAGAGACGAGGUCAGAGGGAGCGGAGCGGCGGCGGCGUUUGUACCGCGCGCGCCUACUCCCGCGCUCCUUCCGCUCGGCGGGGGAUCACUCCUCCCGCCCCCCUCCCCCCCCCCCCGAUCCGCUAAGCCCCUGCGGCUCGUGGGGGGGGGGGGGCACCACGUGCCAAAGGAAAAUGCCCGGCGCGGGGGCGAAAGGUGAGUUGGCUCCGCGUGGCCGAGACGUCAUCACGUUGUGCCUGUGCACAGAGUGCCCGGGACCAGCUGCUCGGCGCGGGGGAAAGACGUCAGCUGACACGGCGCGGAGCCUGUGGACCUUCCACUGCCUAGCAAUCGUCGCCUAAGCAGCGGACGCUGCCACCGCAGAAGUGGCGGCGGUGGCGCCGCCGUGGAGGGCGGAGGCCUCGAGACGGCGCCGGUUCGCUCGCCUGCCCGCCUGCCCGCUCUCGCCGCCGAGAGGCCGGGUGGAGCAGCACGGGAGCGCAAGUGUUUUGCCGCGGCGGCGGCGGCGGCACAAGUGCAGCUCCCACCCCUCUCCUCCUCCGCAGCGAUGGGAACUGCCAGGACAGACGCAGCCCUCGGAACAGGGUGCACUCUUCCGAUUGGUUGAUACAUAUCACAUGACUACGGCGGACUGAACUGAUGAGUCGCAUCAGCAGGCAUUCUGGGAAAUCUUCCAACGCGUCGCCUUUUUUUCCAAACAGGGAGAACUGUUAUAUUUGUAGAUACUUUCUAUCAUCGUUUCUAAUGUCGUCGGCAGGCGAGGUCUCAUUUGUACAUUGGUUUAUUUUGUACUGAUUUUUAUUAACUUGAUUUCUGUCGUCGUCGUUGUUGAAUAGCAUGAGAAUUGAUUUCGUUUUUUUUUUCUAAAGUCUAAUUUAAGCUGCACACGAUGAGACUUGAAUGUGGCUGUGGAAGUCAGCGUCUCCCCGCCCUCCCCCCCCCCCCCCAACAUCGUCUCCAGAGACAAGAGUACAUCAGUCGGACACUGUUAUGACCCCGACUGUCAGUCCGACACUGUUAAACCUAGAAUCAGUCCAACACUGUUGAGGCUUGAGAGUCAGUCACUGUUAAAAUUCACUCCGACUGCCACUAGUGCCCCCUCUCGCUGCAGGCAGUCGGUGUAGCGAAGCACUCUGCAACCCGCGCUCCAUCGGAGGGGGGGCAGCGGCGCUCACGCUGCAGAUAACUCCCCCCCCCCCCGCCCCACUAAUUUCGCUCAGCUUGCGUUUUUCAGCAACGCCGCACACCCCCCGCACCGCCCCAGCUGUGCCGUAGCGGUUGCGCCCAGGGGAGGCACGAGGGCCAGCGUUGGGCAACGCAGAGAAGCACUGGGAAGAAGCAUGGGAGAGUGCGGGCAGCCACCCCCCCCCCCCCCAGACGACUCCUGGGAGUUUGUAUAUUUGGCUGUGGGCGAGGAAUGCGCCGUAGAGUUCCCUCCCCUGGGGCCAUUCACAUUCACAUCUUCUGUGAGAAUUUUUUGUUUUCAUUUCUCCUGUUUCACGGAACGAAUAUUAAAUGGAUGUCAACAUUUCCUGUCUGUAAGCUAGAGCCUGGUUUUUUUCACUGGAUGUAUUUAUUGAUGUGUAGGACGUAGCGAAGAGGUCUUUACGUGAACAGCAGCCUUUUCUACACUGCGUGUGUUGGGGCUCGGCACCCCCAGACACUGCCGCGGCGGCAGGCAGCGUGACGCGGCCGAUUAAUUCAAAAGGGAAGGUUUCUCACCGAAGGACGAUGGCGUUUUCGCUUCCCCUGUUUUGACAUCGACUUUUGUGGACUUUAUUAAAAACAAAGUGAAAACUG